Messenger RNA from Uloborus diversus, 804 nucleotides. RefSeq names its product oocyte zinc finger protein XlCOF22-like. The record is from RefSeq and is a predicted model, not a curated record. Lineage: Eukaryota; Metazoa; Arthropoda; Arachnida; Araneae; Uloboridae. The transcript has 2 exons. Gene Ontology annotation, biological process: regulation of transcription by RNA polymerase II. Gene Ontology annotation, molecular function: RNA polymerase II cis-regulatory region sequence-specific DNA binding; DNA-binding transcription activator activity, RNA polymerase II-specific. Bases 1 to 804 code for a protein of 267 amino acids. Gene Ontology annotation, cellular component: nucleus.
AUGAGAACCCAUACUGGCGAAAAGCCAUUUUCCUGUGAAGUGUGUUCAAAGAAAUUUUCUCUGCGAAUAAAUCUGAAACACCACCUGAGAACCCAUAGUGGCGAAAAGCCAUUUUCCUGUGAAGUGUGUUCAAAGAAAUAUUCGCAGCGAAAAAAUCUGAAAGACCAUCUGAGAACCCAUACUGGCGAAAAGCCAUUUUCCUGUGAAGUGUGUUCAAAGAAAUAUUCUCAGCGAAAAAAUCUGAAAGACCACCUGAGAACCCAUACUGGUGAAAAGCCAUUUUCCUGUGAAGUGUGUUCAAAGAAAUAUUCUUACCGGACAAAUCUGAAAGACCACCUGAGAACCCAUACUGGCGAAAAGCCAUUUUCCUGUAAAGUCUGUUCAAAAAAAUUUUCUCACCUAGUAACUCUGAAAAGCCACCUGAGAAACCAUACUGGCGAAAAGCCAUAUCCCUGUGAACAUUGCUCUCAGAAAUUUUCUGAUCAGUGUAAAUUGAAAAAGCACUUGGGACUCCUCGCUAGCGAAAAGCCAUUGUCCUGGGAAGUAUCUUCAAAGCAAUUUUCUCAGGGAACAAAUAUGAAAGAAAACCUGAAAACCUUUGCUGACGAAAAGACAUUUUCCUGUGAAGUAUGUUCUAAGCUGUUUACUCGUGCCAAUUACCUGAAAGUUCAUCUGAGAACCCAUACUGGUCUAAAGCCAUUUUCCUGUGAAGUGUGUUCAAAGAAAUUUUCUCAGCUAUUCACUCUGAAAAACCAUAAGAGAACCCAUACCGGCGAAAAGCCAUUUUCCUGUGAAGAAUCUUGA